Messenger RNA from Nanorana parkeri, 579 nucleotides. RefSeq names its product anoctamin-3-like. NCBI's taxonomy places the organism in Eukaryota, Metazoa, Chordata, Amphibia, Anura, Dicroglossidae. The transcript has 5 exons. The record is from RefSeq and is a predicted model, not a curated record. The coding region runs from base 1 to 579 and encodes 192 amino acids.
AUGUCCAUCGUGAGAGUUGAACUGGAUAAUCUUUCUUCCGAAGAAAUGGAGUGUGACAAUGGCAUCAAAUCCAAUUUUAUUGUGGCAAAUACCAGUGAAGCAGAUGUUGAUUACUGUGAACCGGAAAAUAUGUCUUUGAGUCCUACUCUCCCUGGAAUGUUUAAAAGUAAGAGUGGAACAGAUAAAGAGCACCAGUUGAAGCCAUCAAGAAGAAGCAUGCCAUGCUUAGCCCAAAGUCAAACCCAUCCUCAGCAUUUGAACAAUCAGUCAUCAGUGCAGAACCGGGUCCAGCCUCAGCCAGUCAGUGAGGGAUCAUCAGCAAUUGAUGUGGAGCAGCAGAGAGAUUCUACAAAAGACACUUACACAGAUGAGUCAGAACAUGGGACGUACGACUGCCGCACCGAUCAAUCCCUGCUCAUUCAGCACAAACUUAACAGGCAAAAACAAGGCUCUCACAAAUCUCAAAAGUGCAAAGAAGAUUUAUUAAGCAAAGAAAAACAUAUAUCCGACCACUUCCCGCCACACACAGAGCCGUUCUGUGAUUUGCACAGCUCUUUGCCAAUCAUCACGUCCCUGUAA